This is a messenger RNA of Ananas comosus (pineapple), 864 nucleotides long. Its product is annotated as (R)-specific enoyl-CoA hydratase. Bases 82 to 618 code for a protein of 178 amino acids. The transcript is spliced from 3 exons. The record is from RefSeq and is a predicted model, not a curated record. NCBI's taxonomy places the organism in Eukaryota, Viridiplantae, Streptophyta, Magnoliopsida, Poales, Bromeliaceae.
UAUUAAUUAUUUGAGUUGCGAAGGGACGACGAAGUAUAAAUUCGUGAGAGGUUCACCCUCUUCGCCUCCUACUGCUUUAAGAUGCGCCUCGCGCGGUUAAUUGGAACCCUCUCUCCUCGUCAUCCUCCUCCUCGCCCCCUCCCCUUCUCCACCACCUCCUCCUCCUCCUCGUCCGUGGCCUCCGACGCCCCCGCUCGGGUCCUCGGAGUCGGCGGCGUCCUCCGCGGCGAGCCUCGGCGGUUCUCCGGCGCGGACGUGGCCGCGUACGCGGCGGUGAGCGGCGACCGCAACCCCCUCCACCUCGACGCCGAGUUCGCGCGGGGUGUCGCCGGGUUCGAGCGCGGGAGCGUCGUCCACGGCAUGCUCGUCGCCUCCCUCUUCCCCUCCCUCAUCGCCUCCCACUUCCCUGGAGCGAUAUAUGUUGCUCAGACUCUAAGCUUCAGACAACCGGUCUAUGUUGGAGACGAAGUCGUCGCUGAAGUUCAAGCAAUAUAUUUGAAGGAAAGCAAGAAAAGAUACAUUGCGAAGUUUACAACGAAAUGCUUCACGAAUCAGGAAUGUCUUGUAAUCGAUGGCGAGGCGACAACCCUUUUACCAACACUCGUGCUUAACAAGUGACAAGUUUGUGGCCAUAUCCUCGAUUUCAUUUUUGCUGCUUCUUUUUAUCCCCCUUUAGUUCCGUUUACUAGAGUUUUGACAGAAGAAGACACUGUCAUGCUGCGACCAAGAUUCCGACAGAGGAACAGAAGCUGUUCAUUGAUUCCUAUCUUUUCAGAAGAAACUGUGCAAUGGAUAUAAUCUUAUUAGUGUUGUUGUUUGUCUGAAAUAAAGAGGAAGAGCGGUAUCUUCCAAUCUUUUGGGGAA